Messenger RNA from Brassica rapa (field mustard), 3088 nucleotides. RefSeq lists its product as uncharacterized. The record is from RefSeq and is a predicted model, not a curated record. Lineage: Eukaryota; Viridiplantae; Streptophyta; Magnoliopsida; Brassicales; Brassicaceae.
UCAAAUCUUUGUUAUUCAAAAUCAUUAAUUUUCAUAUAUACUUUAGCCACAUUAGGCAAUUCUGUAAUCUUAUUUAAGGAAAUAAUGAAACAUAUUAAUAAUGUAUUUAUUGUGGUUUAAUAAAAAAAUUAUUAUACAUGUAGAUGGACCAACCUAUUUCUCUAAGGAUUCUAAGAAUCAUUCGAGUGAUGACACGUGACUACAAAAAAAUGUUGCAAUGAUUCUCAAAUAAGAUAUAGGGGAUAAACUCAAGAAAACUACAAGAGAGCUUGAAACUCAAACCUUUAAAGAUAAACAUUAGAAAAUGUACAAUAUUACACCAUUCAGCCUUUCGCAAAAUAUUUCAGUAGUCACUACAAUUAUGUUUUACUCAUGUGUAUAGAAUUUUAGAACAUUCAAUAAACAUAAUGUUACAAAACAUGUGUGGAUUGCUAUUAACCAAGCCAAAGGAAGAACGGACCGCGUCCGGCCCAAGACCAAGACCGCAUCCGCAUAGGAGAGCGAGGCGGCCAAAGAGUUGCCGACUUUAGGGAUUAGAAGUUUUCCUUUUCUUUUCAUGUUUAUCUUUAAGGAUAUUUCCUAUUUCCUUUUAGCUUAGGAUUUGUAUUCUUUCUUUUAUCCUUAUCUUGUAAUCCCUAUAUAAGGGAACACUUUGAUUCAGUAAUAUGACACCACGAUUUCCCCAUCUUUUACAACACGUUAUCAGCACGAUAGCCUCUAAAUCCCUGAGGCCAAAAUCGAAACCUAAAAAGCCUAAACCGGCGACUCAACCUAAAACCCUAGACGUUCUUUGUUCAUCCUGAAUCAUAGACGUCCUCAGCUCUUGAUCGCGUCCUCAGCUCGCACCCGAGAAGAACGCGUCCAGCAUCCGUCCGAGAACACCUCGCACCCGAGACAGCUUGCGUCCGUCCUCAGCUCGCAUCCGACUCCGUCUGCGACCCGAUAGGAGACAGCAAGCGUCCGUCCGUCUCAGCUCGAAGUUUCAUCCAUUCUCAGGUGGUCCGGUUCUAUACCUCUACGAAACAAAGGUAUAAACAUAAUCUGAGAACCUAGAUAAAGAACAUAAACCCUAAAUCCAUUAUUAUGGAAACUAUGCUCUUGAUGAAACCUAAAGAAACUACAAAGAUUAAAAUCUACAAAACUUAUAACUAGAAACAUAUAUGAUUCCACUAGAAUAUGAUUGAGUGUUUUGCCUGAUUAAAUCUGAAACAUGAGAAACCCUAAUGAAGGAAUCAAAACCCCUAAACCCUAAAGAAGCUAGAAUCCGAUUUUAAGAUUGUUCUUGUUUGAUUGAUUUCUUGAUUGAUCUGAGGUUUAGGAUUGUUAGAUUGAUUGAAAUAAUCUAACUAAGUAUUCAAAUACUUAAGGCCUUGAAACCUUAACUUAAGGUUGCUAGAGUUCAAGAUUGAAAACCCUAGUUUUAUAAAAGAAGUAAGAAUAGUUUGAUUGCUUUACAUGAAUCUUAACAUGGUAUUGCAUUCACACUAAUUAUAACAAGAUCGACCAGCAUAUAGAUCACACGAACUUAGGUUGCUUGCAUUAGUAGACCUAUAUGGCCAUGUGGCUUAUGAUUGAUAGCACCAUGGUCGAUUAGUAUUGUUUUGAAUAUCAUGAAUGCGUAAGACAUGUUGUGGCCGAGCUUGCUUAUUAUCAUGUGGCCACAUGAUUACAUUGUGAACCUGAAACUUUAAAUGAUAAUGCGAUUCAGAUGUCGAAAAUAGCAAACAGAGACUACGCAGCCCUUAAUCUCUCUGGAGACAAUUACUUACAGUGGGCGCUAGAUACAAGGAUCAGUUUAAAGUCUAAGAGACUUGGUGAUACGAUCACCGAGGACAACAAUGAGAAUGAAAAUAAUCGAUACAGGGCCAUAAGCUUUAUGCGCCAUCAUCUCAUUGAAGGUCUGAAAGAUCAGUACAUGACAAUUGAAAAUCCACUAGACCUUUGGAAUGCUUUAAAGCAUAGAUAUGAUCACCAAAAGAUGGUGUUACUUCCAAAGGCUAGGCACGACUGGAUGCAUCUAAGAUUCUUAGACUUCAAGUCCGUGGAUGAGUAUAAUUCAGCCUUGUUCAAAAUAGUUUCAAUACUAAGGCUUUGUGGUGAAGAAGUAUCCGAUGUGAUGAUGCUUGAAAAGACCUACACUACUUUCCAUAAGUCGAAUUCAGUAUUGCAAGAGCUGUAUAAAACAAAAGGUUUUGCCACAUAUACUGAUCUGAUCUCGUGUCUACUUUUGGCCGAGGCAAACAAUGAGCUCCUCAUGAAGAACAGUGAAGCCAGACCUGUCGGGACAGCACCAUUACCCGAAGCCCAUGAGGUUGAAAAGAAAGAUCCCAAAGAGAGCUACUACGCCCAAGACAACAGGAGACCACACGGCAAUGGCCGUGGUGGAUACAAGAGGUGUGGGCGUGACUACCCGAAUGGCCGAGACAACUACUCGACCGGCCGAAAAGGAAACCACAAUAACCGUGGUCGUGGUUCCAAUUACGGCCGGGUCCGAGGCAGUUAUGGCCGCGGACGAGGCGGCAUAUCUAAGCCGUCUUAAACGUCCAAGUCAGUAUGCCACAGAUGCGGGAUGGACAACCAUUGGGCCAAGAACUGUAGAACUCCGAAACACUUGUACGAUCUCUAUCAAGAGAGUCUCAAGAACAAGAACCCGGAGGCAAACAUGAUCCAAGAAACCGGUCAUGAUGACAAAGGAUAUGGAUAUGAUGCUGAUAAAGAAUCCGACCAAGAUGAUCUAAUGGACUUUGAAACUUCUGAUUGUCUCAAGGACUAGUUUUUGAAUCACUUGUCUUAUUGCUUUAUGUUUUGCUUUGGUUUUUUUAUUUUAUGUUAUGACAUUGAUAAUUAAGAGAGUUUUUAAAGAUCUUAUGAAGUCUCUAAGUUUAGAAAAUUUUAUUUAUAGAAUGAAUGAUGAGAUGAGUAUACUUGUGGUGGAUAGUGGCACAAGUCACACAAUACUUAGAGACAAAAGGUACUUCAUGAAUCUCACAAUGCAAAGUGCAAAGGUACACACCAUUGCGGGUGAGGCUAGCCUGAUUGAAGGUCACGGCCAGGCUUAUGUGUUGAUGCCUAAGGGCACUCACCUAGA